GGACGUUCGUUCGUCGCAUUGGUGGUGUAAUUUCUUGCCGUGAUUGUUUACGGAUUUAUUCCUCAUUAUGGAAGAAUUAGAGAAACUCGAGCAUUUAUCUCUAGUCUCAAAAAUAUGCACUGAACUAGAUAAUCAUUUGGGCCUGAAUGACAAGGAUUUGGCUGAAUUUAUAAUCGAUUUGGCGAACAAAAGUGGAACAUUCGAGGCAUUCAAAAAAGCUUUGAUUGAGAACGGGGCGGAGUUCCCAGAUUCCUUCAUUAGCAACCUCCUGCGAAUCAUCCAAUUGAUGAAACCAACCGGGAAAGGAAAAGUCUCAUCCUCAGUGAAAAUCCAAAAUGAAAGUCGCACUGAGUUGGCAAUGAAAUUCCCAGGCUUGGCAAUACCCAAUGAAAAGAAGUCAAAGGAGUGUGCGGAUGAUCUGAUGGCCGAGCUCGAAGCACUCGCUCCAAGUAAACUGAACGAUUCCACGAAGGAGGUGGAAGAAGAAAUCAUCAAACAAGUCCAAUUAGACAAAAAAGAGGUUGACGAUAAACGGAGAGUCGAAGCAAGCGGCUCCAAAAGCCAUCAUAUUCGAAAGAGGAGCUCCACACCCGACAGUGACCACGGUAGAGACUCACGCAGAAGACGGGAAGAUCGCAGAAGUAAAUCCCGCGAAAGACACAGGAGCAGAUCGCGCGAAAGGCACAGAAGCAAAUCCCGUGAACGACACAGAAGCAGAUCCCGCAAGCGAUACCGGAGUCGUUCGCGCGACAAACGGAGAAGUCGAUCAAGAGAUAAAGACACUGAACGUAGGAAAGAGACCGAUCGUCAUGGCGAUCGUAAAAGGAGUCGAUCACGAGGCAGAAGAAGCCGAUCGCCCAAAAGGAUCAGAAACCGAUCCCGAUCAGGUUCCCCGCGUGAUAAUCACAGAAAUCAUCGUCAGAAAUCUUCCCGUAGUGAUCGUCGGCAUCAAAGUCGGUCGCCUGACGCCAGAAACUCGGACCGAAAUCCGAAAGAAUCGCGCCGCCGCAGCCAGUCGCCAAUGGAAGACGAUCCCGAACCUGGAAAGAUCUAUACCGGAAAAGUAGCUAAUAUUGUGUCAUUCGGAUGUUUCGUGCAACUGUUUGGGCUAAGGAAACGAUGGGAAGGACUCGUUCACAUUUCGCAGCUGCGAUCCGAAGGGCGUGUGACCGACGUCUCGGAAGUGGUGUCUCGUGGGUCCUUGGUUAAGGUGAAAGUCAUGUCUAUUACAGGCCAAAAAGUGUCUCUUUCAAUGAAGGAAGUUGACCAAUCAACGGGACGCGAUUUGAAUCCCUUGUCACACCAGAAACAGGACAGUGACAUUCGCGACCGCAACCCUGACCGGCCAACUGGACGGACCUCAUUGAUCAACUUGCAAACUAAUGUCGAAAACGACGAGAGUGAAAGUAGGAAGCGGGUGACUAGGAUAUCUAGUCCGGAGCGAUGGGAAAUCAAGCAAAUGAUAUCAUCGGGGGUGAUUGACCGCAGUGAGCUUCCUGAUUUUGAUGAGGAGACUGGUUUGCUCCCGAAAGACGAAGACGAUGAGGCUGAUAUUGAGAUUGAAAUUGUGGAGGAAGAGCCGCCCUUCUUGCAGGGCCACGGAAGGGCCUUACACGAUCUAUCUCCUGUGAGAAUAGUGAAGAAUCCCGACGGCUCGCUAGCACAGGCGGCAAUGAUGCAAUCCGCGUUGGCCAAGGAACGACGUGAGCAGAAAAUGCUGCAGAGGGAGCAAGAAAUGGAUACAAUUCCGACGAGUUUAAAUAAAAAUUGGAUCGAUCCAUUGCCUGAUGAGGACAGUCGUGCUUUGGCUGCAAAUGUUCGCGGUAUAGGCGUAAGUGCACAAGAAGUUCCAGAAUGGAAGAAACACGUGAUUGGUGGAAAAAAAUCAUCCUUCGGCAAGAAAACGGAUCUGUCGCUUAUCGAACAGAGGCAGUCGCUUCCUAUCUAUAAACUUCGAGAUGAUCUGAUUAAGGCGGUGACAGACAAUCAAAUUCUCAUUGUUAUUGGUGAAACUGGCUCCGGCAAAACAACACAAAUUACUCAAUAUCUAGCCGAGAGUGGUUUUACGGCUCGAGGCAAAAUUGGAUGCACACAACCUCGUCGUGUUGCUGCCAUGUCAGUUGCAAAACGAGUUGCUGAAGAGUUCGGUUGUCGAUUGGGCCAAGAAGUAGGAUAUACGAUUCGUUUCGAGGAUUGUACAAGUCCCGAGACAGUGAUCAAAUACAUGACAGACGGUAUGUUGCUGAGAGAAUGCUUAAUGGAUUUGGACCUGAAAUCAUAUUCUGUUAUCAUGUUGGACGAGGCUCACGAGAGGACUAUUCACACGGAUGUACUUUUCGGACUACUUAAACAAGCUGUGCGCAAGCGGCCUGAACUUAAGCUCAUCGUUACUUCGGCCACGUUAGACGCAGUCAAGUUCUCGCAAUACUUCUUCGAAGCACCCAUUUUCACCAUACCUGGCCGGACAUUCCCAGUUGAGAUUCUUUACACGAAAGAACCCGAAACGGAUUAUUUGGAUGCAUCCCUGAUAACUGUUAUGCAAAUUCAUCUGCGAGAACCGCCAGGCGAUGUUCUGCUUUUCUUAACGGGUCAAGAAGAGAUCGAUACUGCUUGCGAAAUUUUGUACGAAAGGAUGAAGAGCCUGGGGCCCGAUGUACCUGAACUUAUCAUACUUCCAGUAUAUUCAGCGUUACCUUCAGAAAUGCAGACAAGAAUUUUCGAGCCAGCGCCAGCAGGUAGUCGGAAAGUCGUUAUAGCUACAAAUAUUGCGGAAACAUCGCUAACUAUAGACGGGAUAUUCUACGUUGUGGAUCCUGGGUUCGUGAAGCAGAAAGUCUACAAUUCGAAAACGGGCAUGGAUUCGCUUGUCGUAACGCCAAUUUCACAAGCUGCUGCUAAACAGAGAGCUGGCCGCGCUGGUCGAACCGGACCUGGUAAAGCAUAUCGUCUUUACACUGAGCGUGCGUAUCGGGAUGAGAUGCUGCCGACCCCAGUUCCGGAAAUUCAACGUACGAAUUUGGCUAUGACAGUGCUGCAGCUGAAAACUAUGGGAAUCAACGAUUUGCUGCAUUUCGAUUUCAUGGACGCGCCACCCGUCGAGUCACUGGUAAUGGCAUUGGAGCAGCUUCAUUCCCUUUCGGCAUUAGAUGAUGAGGGGCUGUUAACUCGCUUAGGCCGUCGAAUGGCAGAGUUUCCCCUCGAACCAAAUCUAUCAAAAAUGCUUAUAAUGUCGGUUGCUCUUCAAUGUUCUGACGAAGUACUGACUAUCGUUUCAAUGUUGAGCGUCCAGAACGUGUUCUAUCGUCCAAAGGACAAACAAUCGCUGGCUGAUCAGAAAAAAGCGAAAUUCAAUCAACCCGAAGGAGAUCACUUGACUCUAUUAGCUGUCUACAAUAGCUGGAAGAACAAUAAGUUUUCAAAUGCCUGGUGCUAUGAAAAUUUCGUACAAAUACGAACCCUGAAACGAGCACAAGAUGUCCGCAAGCAGCUGCUCGGUAUAAUGGAUCGGCACAAAUUGGAUGUAGUAUCGGCCGGCAAAAGCACGGUAAGAAUUCAGAAAGCCAUUUGCUCAGGAUUCUUCCGAAAUGCAUCGAAGAAAGAUCCGCAAGAAGGAUAUCGUACUUUAGUCGACUCUCAAGUGGUCUAUAUCCAUCCGUCGAGCGCUUUGUUCAAUCGUCAGCCGGAAUGGGUUGUGUACCACGAAUUAGUGCAAACGACAAAGGAAUACAUGCGAGAAGUGACGACUAUUGAUCCUAAAUGGUUGGUGGAGUUUGCGUCGUCGUUCUUUAGGUUCUCAGAUCCAACGAAGUUGAGCAAAUUUAAGAAGAAUCAACGACUGGAGCCACUUUAUAAUAAGUACGAGGAGCCAAAUGCUUGGCGUAUUUCGAGAGUUAGACGGCGUAGGAACUAGAUAUGUGUAAUGAAAUGAUUGUAAUAAUAAGUGAAUAUCUCUUGA
Hermetia illucens (black soldier fly) is the source of this 3955-nucleotide messenger RNA. RefSeq names its product ATP-dependent RNA helicase DHX8 (gene pea). Gene Ontology annotation, cellular component: catalytic step 2 spliceosome; intracellular anatomical structure. Gene Ontology annotation, molecular function: RNA helicase activity; RNA binding; ATP binding. Lineage: Eukaryota; Metazoa; Arthropoda; Insecta; Diptera; Stratiomyidae. Gene Ontology annotation, biological process: spliceosomal complex disassembly; mRNA splicing, via spliceosome. The record is from RefSeq and is a predicted model, not a curated record. Bases 68 to 3910 code for a protein of 1280 amino acids. The transcript has 6 exons.